Messenger RNA from Helianthus annuus (common sunflower), 354 nucleotides. RefSeq lists its product as uncharacterized. The transcript has a single exon. Bases 1 to 354 code for a protein of 117 amino acids. The record is from RefSeq and is a predicted model, not a curated record. Lineage: Eukaryota; Viridiplantae; Streptophyta; Magnoliopsida; Asterales; Asteraceae.
AUGGUGGCACGCAAAUACAUCGAGCGAUCAUUCGGUGUUUUGCAGAAAAGGUGGCGCAUUUUGAGCAUGCCUUAUCGAUUGUAUCAAAAAGAUCAAAUAAGAAACGUGAUGUGCGCGUGCUUCAUUCUACACAACAUGAUUUUAGAGGAUGAAGGCCGGGCAAUAGCUGAAUAUUAUCCCGAGGAGACCCAAUCAAAUAACGAAGACAUUAGUGACAAACAGAGAACGCAAAACAAAAAUCUAAUCAAGUCACGACAAAUAAAUGCAAAUCUUCGAGCUGAUUUGGUACAACCUGUUUCAACACUUCCUAGAUUUGACAACGCUGAAGACGAAGAUGAAGAUGAAGAUGACUGA